Messenger RNA from Rhagoletis zephyria (snowberry fruit fly), 1125 nucleotides. The record is from RefSeq and is a predicted model, not a curated record. NCBI's taxonomy places the organism in Eukaryota, Metazoa, Arthropoda, Insecta, Diptera, Tephritidae.
AUGCGAUUGGCGGCCGCAGCUGGCCCGCCUCGAGAGCGCACCACCUCGGGACGAUCAGUGCCCGGCGACGACCUGGCCGUCAGAGGAGGCGGAGGCGGUGAAGGUGAUCACCAGCAGCAGCAGCAGCAGCCGCCUCGCCGGACCCGCCCACCGGAGCUGAGGCCCGAGCGGCUGGCCAGCCUGCUGGGCGGCGGCGAGGACGAGGCGGAGAAGCCCGCCUCCUACAGCAGCAUCUUUGGCGGGGCGAAGCCGGUGGACACGCUGAAGCGCGAACAGGAGAUUGAGGAGCGCCUGGCGAAGGAGCGCGCGGCCGCUGCGGAGAAGGAGGCCGCCGCGAGGGAGGCGGCGGCGGCGGCUGCGGCCGCUGCUGCUGGAGGAGGCGGAGCCCCCGGCUCGAACGCCUCUGGCGGCACCUCCCCGGCGGGCAGUCAGGCGGGCGAGUCGACACGCCCACAUCGUGGUGGUCCGCCCCGAGGUGACGGUGGUGCGCCCCCGCCCCCUCGAAUGCGCAAGGAGAACGGCGAAGGUGGCGGCGGCGGCCCCAGAGAUGGCGAUCGCCGUGGCCCCGGCGGAGGAGGACGUCGAUUUGAUGACCGAAAUGGCGAUCGAUAUGCCGGCGGCGGCGACCGUCGUCGAGGACCUCGUGUCGAUGGUGGAGGCGGAGUCGGUGGCGGGGGCCUCCGCGGAAGACGUGACGGCCCCGGCGGUNGCGAUCGAUAUGCCGGCGGCGGCGACCGUCGUCGACCUCGUGUCGAUGGAGGAGGCGGAGUCGGCGGUGGGGGCCUCCGCGGAAGACGUGACGUCCCCGGCGGCGGUGACCGUCCUCGAGGCGAUGUCACCUACUAUGGAGGAGGCGGCGGCGGUGGUGAGCGUGCCCCUCGCUACGACCGACGUGAAGGAGGUGGAGGAGGUGGCAAUCGCUACGGAGGCGGUGGCCCUCGAGACGACGGCCCCUCUGAUCGGUUCUACCGAGCUGGAGGUGGUGGCGGUGGUGGUAGUGGUCGUGACUAUGAUCAGCACUACCGCGAGCGAUACAUUUCGGAUGGCGAUGACAAGGACAUUACCUCGAAGAGCUACGUCACCUCGAACAAAUAUGACUUUCUGAACACUGAUGGCGACGAGUAG